Molecule: messenger RNA, 786 nt
Organism: Pelobates cultripes (western spadefoot toad)
Lineage: Eukaryota; Metazoa; Chordata; Amphibia; Anura; Pelobatidae
Source: the annotation of a GenBank genome assembly
AUGGGUGGACCUCGAGCACGAUAUCUUCGGCAGGGACUUCCCCUCCCUAUACAUAUGGCUGCCAAGACAUGCGAGACUCUCCCUACCCCAGACAGCCCUACCAACACAAUUAAAAUAUGGGACAAAGUAACGCACAAAUGCAGCCUCACAACACACCCGUCACCACUUACCCCACUGCUCCUCAACAUACAAUUCACACUGGGCAUGACACCCAGAGAAUGUGUACGCUUCGAAGAUAACAACCUCACCUGCCUACACCACUUUUUCAAAAACCAACAAAUAAUACCAUUCACAGACCUCCCGCAAAUGACACCUUUCAGAACAUUUGACCUUUUCCGACAUAUUCAGAUCAAAAGUUUCCUCGAAACAUCAGCAAACGAACAUGUCAGCACCACGGCCCUAAGGCCCUUCGAAAAACAAUGCAUGCAAGCACCAGUCCAAAAGGGUCAAAUCUCAGCACGAUACUCGCACAUCAUCCAAAACAUCAAAGAGGUAGCUUUCAAAUAUGUGACAGCUUGGGAGAGGGACUUAGACCUGGCGGAAAACCCAUCUUACUGGGCCGAAAUAUGGGAAGCCACAGCCACAAUCUCCAUAUGUGUUAACCACAAAGAGCAAGACAUUAAUGAGAUGGUACCUCCAGCACCCCCCCCACUUCCCCCUUUUCCUUCCCCUCCCCCACCACCCCCUAUUCCUGGACUCAAAACACAACCCUCACCACCUACCGGAAAGAGACCUCGCUCCGCGAGACACCCGCCCCAUAACAAAAGACUCACACACCACCAGUAA